Messenger RNA from Anneissia japonica, 2036 nucleotides. Its product is annotated as tRNA (cytosine(38)-C(5))-methyltransferase-like. The coding region runs from base 81 to 1439 and encodes 452 amino acids. The transcript has 10 exons. The record is from RefSeq and is a predicted model, not a curated record. NCBI's taxonomy places the organism in Eukaryota, Metazoa, Echinodermata, Crinoidea, Comatulida, Comatulidae. Gene Ontology annotation, molecular function: methyltransferase activity.
GUAGUCGAGUCACAAGAAGAUAAAAUAGUCGUGUCGGUACUGUCGUCGUCGUCUUACGAUCCCUUCUGUGUUCCCUGAAAAUGGAAGCAGAAUUUCGUGUUCUUGAGUUCUACAGUGGAAUUGGUGGCAUGCAUUAUGCAUUACAAGACAGUGGAUUGAAUGCAAAGGUUGUGGCGGCACUUGAUAUCAACACCGUGGCCAAUCAGGUUUAUCAACAUAAUUUCCCAAGGACCAAGAUACUACAAAGGAAUAUUGAGUCGAUUAGUCUAAAAGAAUUCAAGGCUUUCAAUGCUGAUAUGUUUCUUAUGAGUCCACCUUGUCAGCCAUUUACUCGGAGUGGUAAACAAGGAGAUAAAGAUGACCCUAGAACAAAAAGUUUCUUUUACAUCUUGGAUAUACUUGGAAGGCUAGAAAAACAACCAUCGCAUAUACUUGUAGAGAAUGUCAAAGGUUUUGAAACUUCAGAAACAAGAAACCACCUUGUACAAACUUUAUCAUCUUGCAACUACACUUAUAAGGAGUUUCUUUUGUCUCCUUGUCAUCUUGGCAUUCCAAACCAACGACUUAGAUAUUUUCUUGUGGCUAAACAACGCCCUCAAUUGUUUGUUCCUGAAUACAGAUUAGAAAAUGGGCAUUCGUUGAAUGAAUACAUUAUAAAGGAUUGUGGGAGUUGUCCAGCAAAUCAUGAUGCACAUGAAGGGAAACAGAAUGUUGGGACAGAACAACAGAAUGUAGCGACUGAAAAACAGAAUGUAGCAACAGAACAACACAAUGUAGAGGUGGGGAAAGAUAAUAAUGUAGCAAUGGAAAAUCUGAAUGUAGCAAUUGAUAAACUGAAUGUAGCAACAGAAACACAGAAUGCGGAAAAAGGGAAUGGACUAACAGAAAAAUUUCAAGAACAUUCUGAUGAAUAUGUUGUUAAGGAACACUCCUCCCAAGUUGCUUUGGGAACAUUUAAAUUCAAAUUUAAUCAUGACACAUUCUCAAAUUAUGUUUCAAAACGAGCUAUUAAAGAUUAUUUAGAAGAUUUGACAGGUAUUGAAUGUAAAGAACAUCUGAUUGACAACAAGAUUUUGAUAAGAUUUGGUAAAGUGAUGGACAUUGUGACAGAAGAUUCAGCAAGAACAAUGUGUUUUACCAAAGCUUAUUUUCAUUACAUGGAAGGUACUGGCUCAGUUUUGCAAAUGAACAAAGAAUGUAAUAAAUCUGAAGCAUUUCUAAGGUUACAGGAGUUCACAGAUAAUGAAUCUGCAAAAGCCGAUAUUUGGAAAAAUUUGAAUGUAAGGUUCUUCACUGCCAGAGAAAUUGCAAACUUGCAUCAUCUUCCUGCCGACUUUUCAUUCCCGAAGGAAAUAACCAGGAAGCAACGGUACCGGUUACUUGGGAACAGCUUGAAUUCUCAUGUUGUAACAGUAUUGCUGAGGUUUAUGGCUUGCUAAAACAGCAACUUUAUCACUUUACAACAUUUAAAGUGCACGCGAGCCAGAUGUGUAAACACUGGACCUCCAUUUUAAAUUCUUAUCCGAGAAGGCUGGGUUCUACCAACCAAACCCUGGGCGAGGAGCGGCUCAAACCAGCGCCGAUUUAAAUUCCGUAGUGAGUGACGCCCCUGCCUUACUAUUCGGCCACUCGACUUGCCACUUAAUCUUUUUUCAGAUCCAAAAAGAAAUAACAGGAAUUUUUAUUGUGCUUAAUAUGUGAAUGCAAAUUAGUUUAAAAGAAAAACAGUUUUUUACACCAAUAAUGUACAAUUGUUUAUUCAUUGUCCAGUGUAGGCCCCAUCUAUCACCCUCUGUAAAGAUAAAACUUCAAUCAAUAGAUAUAGUAAUAAAUAAUGAUACUUACUCAUGUUUAUCUUCAUAAUUAAUCAUCAUCAUUAUCAUCUUCAUUGUCAUAGUAAAAGACAUUUCUGUCAAUCUUUUUAUGUCUACGGUCUUAUCAUUUUAAAAUAAAGUGAAUCUAUUAUAUUACUGAAAAAUGUACUAUAUUUGUUUGGUAAUAAAAGAUAUUUUUUGAAAGAAAAAAGUUGCAAAUUU